Drosophila busckii is the source of this 2699-nucleotide messenger RNA. RefSeq lists its product as uncharacterized. The record is from RefSeq and is a predicted model, not a curated record. The transcript is spliced from 4 exons. The coding region runs from base 32 to 2473 and encodes 813 amino acids. NCBI's taxonomy places the organism in Eukaryota, Metazoa, Arthropoda, Insecta, Diptera, Drosophilidae.
UUAGUAGCUCGAUGUUUUUAUAGCUCUAGUAAUGAGCGACAAAAUUGAAAUAAAUAAAUUAAAUCAGGAUGGUUUGUGGCAAUUUAAACUAAAUAACAACAAUAAUAAUCUUGUGGCGUGCGGCACAGCACACGGAUACACUUGCACCGAUGGCGAGGAGCUGGCCCAGCUGCAAAGGACAAUGGCAAAAACGAAACAGAAAUAUACAACUACAACUACAACAACAGCAGCAGCAGCAGCAGCUGCCACAGCAACAACAACUACAAAUACAGCAAUAUCAAUACAGACAGUCACAGCAACAACAAUUACAACAACAAUAUUAGGCGCUGUUGCCGUUACGCCCACUUAUGUUGCAAGUUUCGAGGACGAGGGCGGAGGAGACGACAGUUUGCCGGAUGACGACGACAAUGACGGCGACUGCGCUGCUGCGGCAGGCAUAAGCCUAGACAGCUGCGAUAAGCUGAACGGCGCUGCCUACGCGCUGCCGGCACUCAACUGCGAUUUGGCAGCUGCCACUGCAGCGGCUGCCUCCGCACUUUCGCCCACCGAUGCGGCCGUUGGCGGCCUCAGCUCCAGUCGCACUUCCAUGAACAAUUCCACAGAGAAUCUGAGCUAUGUUAGUGACAAUUACUAUGCCGACGAUCUCAUACUGCUCGACGACGACGAUGACGAUGUGGAGGCCGAGGAGAUAUCGCUAAACUCGGACGAUUGCGUCUAUGCGUAUCGCGGCGAUGCAGCGGACUUUGAUAUGGCAGCGUUGGACGCCAGCACUGGACGCGGUGGACGCAAUUUGGACUUCGGCAUGGUGCGCGACGAUGAAACGGAUUUUCUUGAAAUGGAUUUUGAGCCAGAUCCAUCGUCAGAGCUGGAGUUUCCAGCCGACAUACAGGAGGCGGCCAUGCAAGCAAAUCUGCUGCUCAUGCAACGUGACUAUAGCCAGCUGCAGAGUGGUCGCCACGCGGCCACGCCCACACAGUCGCGUCAGCUCUACAGCUCGCCCAUUGAUGAGCUGUCGUUGCCGCAGCAGCCGCCGCAGGAAGCGCUGCAGCGUCUAAGUAAAAAGUUUGCACGCAUAAGUCUCAACUUGGAUCAGAUUAAAAACGAUGCUGAUGCCUGCUCCGAUGUAGAUGCGGAUGAGCUGCUGUGCGGCAGCAAGGAUGAUGUGGAUUUUACAGCUGUAGCAGCUACAGAGGCGGCGGCCAACUUGGCACAGUCGCUGCCCAGCACGCUGGCCUACACCAAUUUCAGUCGCAGCACAAGCGUGCCCAGUGAGCAGACACCUUGCAAUUCGAAGCUAACAGGCGCCAAGCCCAAGCGUCUGAGUACGCUAUCAAACUCUUCUUCGCUGGUCUCUGCCAAAAGCGGCUCCUCCUCCAAGUCGCGACGCUCGCAGCCCAGCUACGAUGAGCGCUGCUACAGCUGCACAGACUUUCGUGACAGCUCUUGCUCCGCUGGGCAAAUGCAGCAGCCGACAGAUGUGACACCAAUGCUGGUGGCAGCUGCGGCUGUAGUGGCCGCCAGUGCAGCCAUGGUGAGCACUUCGGCGCAGUUUGAUUUGAACAGCGGCGAGGAAACCUGCCUGGACUGCCUGGAGAAGGAGUUUCUGGCAAAUACCAUUGGCAAGGCGCUGGAUUUAAGCAGCUGUCCCAAAUGUCGACGGCGCUUUGGCAGUCGUGGCAGCAGCCUAUCGCUCUAUACGCGCGCCGAGCAGACGCGCUGUCGCAGCGGCUCGCCGGGCUAUCUGGAUGAAUACGGUGGACUCUUUGGCUGGCAUAGCGCAGGCGUGGGUGUGGGCAUCAGCGACAUGGCACACUACAACCAAAGGUUUAUUUCGUGUGAUAUAAAUAUUGGUAUUGAUAUUGAUAUUAACAUUGGCGGCGUGCAGCUGCCCAAGCAAAGCUUUCCGACUGAGCCGCUGGUGGUGCGCCUAGCCACGGCGCAUAUGAGUGAGGAGCAUCUGGUGCAGGCGCUGGACAAACUCCAAAUUAGUUAUAACGCCAAUCAGCUGCAUAGCUACUUUGAAAAGCAGGAGCAGUCGCCACAGCGCACAGCGUUCAAUGGCAAUCUCAAGCAGCUGCUGCUGCGUGUGUCCAAGCAGCAGUGCAAUCAUCGCAAGCUCAAAAAACUGCUGGAGUUGAUUAUCAAACAGCAGCCAAAGCCACAGCAGCAGCAGCUACAUGUGCAGUUCAAGCCCAUGAGCUUGGAAUCGGCUGCUGAGCUUGAAACUGCGCUGGUGCCGCUUAAGGUAACGGACAUAUUGGCGGCCUGGUCACGCCGUCGCGAUCUCGACAUGCUGCGGCAAUUGGAUGCGCGUUUUCAUCGCGCCAAUGUAUUGGGCAAGAUUGGACAUAUUGUGCGUCAGGCGCAGCAGCAGCAACAAAUGCCAGUCAGUCAGCAGCAGCAGCCACUAAUUCCGCCUCUGCAGCCGCCUCCAAUGCAAACUCAUCGGCUCGUCUGGCGCUGCCCGAGUUGAUAAUGAUACCACAAUAUUAUGCCUGCGGUGAAUUAAUCUUGACGCGCAAAUGUUAAACAAAAGAAAAAGAACGCACACAAAUCCGCACACACAGACACAACCUUAAAGUUAACGCCUGGCUGCAAUUUGUUAUUUUAUGCGCGCCCGAAUUGACAAAGCUGUUUAUAUAUUUCUUAUAAUUUAUUUGUAACAAUUUAAAUUACAAAUUGUUGCUGUUUACAAUGAA